UUCAGGUGCAUUCGACGUAUGCAUGUUCGAUCGGAUGUGACUCGUCAAUGCCAUAAACAAACGAUGAACUAUUGUCGGGAUGUGCAAGAACACGAUCGUCCGUACGUGUGCCGGGUCUUCGUCGACUUGUACUCGUAAAACGUGUUAGUCUAUUUGAAUCGUUCGCCACCACUGGAAAAUUUUGGAAUGUCGUGUGUUACGUUUGUUCAUAGUGAAUCAAAAACUGACACAAAGUGCGGUAGUUUCAAAGGUCAUCCCGCCGUGAAAAGAGGAUCUAGCUGUCAAUUUUAGGAGCAACUGAAUACUUUUGUAAAAAUUUGAACGACUAUGCCUACACCACCUCCUCCACCGCCUCCUAAUUGCAAUGCAUUCAAUUCUGGUGGCGGAGAACAAGACAGAAGUUUACUUCUUCAAUCGAUUAGAGCUGGAAAAACCUUGAAGAAAACUGUGACUGUAGAUAAGAGUGCUCCUGCGGUUGGUGGUAAAAUAAAAGGAGAAUCAGGAAAUUCCUCUUUUUCAAAUAACAGAGAAAAUAAUAGUUCUAAUGUAGUAGCCAGCAGCAUUAAUAAUAUAAAUAAUGGAGGGCCCAUAGGAUUAGGUGGAUUAUUCUCUAGUGGUAUGCCAAAAUUAAAGCCUACAGGACUCAGGCCGUCUUCUAGUGAAAAGGACACUAGCAAUGUAAAUAGUAUGAAUUUCAGUCAAUCUACUACACCUAGCAUAAAACGAGGUCCACCUCCGGUUCCACCAGCUUCACAAAAGCCACAAAUGUUUGUUCAGAAGGCCAACUCGACGCCGGGAUACAGCACUACAGACUCUGUGAGUUCCAUUGCUGAAGCGCCCAAGAGAUUUGGAAAGCCCACUCUCGCACCCAAGCCACCUACUUCGUCAACGACAUUGCACAAGCCAUCGCCACCUCCUAAGAAAUUAAACUUGACUACCGGAGCAAGCGUAUCGAGAGCACAAAGUAUGCGAUUGCUUAGAUCACCUCCUGUGCUCGCACCAACUCCACCGUCUCUUCAUCAGUCACAGGAUUGCUUAAAUGAAACUCAAUCAAGGCCAACGAAUCGAGUUCUUAGACCUCCGGUUGCAAAACCACCCUCUCCUCCUACUUCCAGAGCGAAUAGCUCGACUACCACAGCAACGAGAGCAGCACCGCCACCACCUUCCAGAGUCACAGUUAGUGCUCCAUGUAUACCGCCUCCACCUCCGCCACUUCCGCAUCGUCCUGCUCCUAUUCAUCAGAGACUGGCUCCACCACCACCGCCGCCACCACCGACACCUCCUACAAGGAGUUCGUCGAUGCGCAAUGGCCGAAGUAUGAACACCCUAGACCUAGAGGUACGAUUCGCGGACAUGUUUCAUUCUAUUGCGAAUUUUCCACCACCGGAGCAGUUCAAAGGAUUUACGAAAGUCUACAGCAGCAGAAAUGCGGCAAAACAACAGGCUCCCGCACCACCUAUGCAAACGUCUUCUUUAUCCAAUAUAAUGGUACCAUUAAAUACGACAUCCGGGGGUUAAUCGUGGCAAUACAAUGCAACUUCUUUGGCAUAUUAAACAUUUUCAAGUAAUUUGUUUUAUUUAUUAUGA
Molecule: messenger RNA, 1587 nt
Organism: Colletes gigas
Lineage: Eukaryota; Metazoa; Arthropoda; Insecta; Hymenoptera; Colletidae
Product: WAS/WASL-interacting protein family member 3-like
Exons: 5
Coding region: 328-1518 (396 amino acids)
Molecular function (GO): actin binding
Source: RefSeq, a predicted model, not a curated record